Patella vulgata (common limpet) is the source of this 3625-nucleotide messenger RNA. RefSeq names its product galectin-9. The coding region runs from base 122 to 1195 and encodes 357 amino acids. Gene Ontology annotation, molecular function: carbohydrate binding. Lineage: Eukaryota; Metazoa; Mollusca; Gastropoda; Patellidae. The transcript is spliced from 9 exons. The record is from RefSeq and is a predicted model, not a curated record.
GAUCGCAGCUUAUGACCGCGACCUAGUUGUGGAGAAGAGAAUAUAAAUUACGAUAUUGUAACUGUUUAGUAAUUUACCAGUUAUUAACACACAGUUAGGUGUCGAUUAUUUCUUUAAGAAGAUGGCAUUCGCGCAACCCCCAGUUGUCAACCCGCCUAUUCCAUAUGUUGGUCCUGUACGAUUAUCAGAGGGCUUAACAAUAGCAGUUCAAGGAAAAGUUUCACAUCAUCAUAACUCAUUCAGCAUCAACUUUACAAAAUCUCCAACCAGUUCAGAUCUACAUGAUGCAGCUCUUCAUUUUAAUCCACGAUUUAAUGAAGGAUGUAUUGUGAGAAACUCACAGGAUUGUGGUAACUGGUGCUCAGAAGAAAGACAUGGAGGUCUUCCACUACAGAAAGGUGUUCCUUUUGAAAUAACAUUUUGCAUUCACCGACAUCAUUACAAAAUAUCUAUAAAUGGAAGACAUUUUGCUGAUUUUAAACAUCGUAUUCCAAAAGAACAUAUAAAUUACAUUGUUAUCACACAAGGGGUGGAAGUCAGCUUUAUUAAAUUUGAUGGACCUGGAGCAGGAUUACCAGGCCAUGGUUCUGCAGGAUAUGCUCCAGGUUGUCCUCCACCCAGUCAACCAUUUCAACCUCCCAGUCAACCAUUUCAACCGCCAGGCACUCAUCCCCCUCCCUAUUCAGCACACAAUCCUUUUCCAACCCAACCUUAUCCAAUGGGAAUGGCACCACCACCAGCACAACCUGGAUAUCCUGGAGGAGCAUCACAACCGAUGUAUAAUCCUGCCGUUCCACUGACAACUGGUAUACCUGGUAUGUUAACUAAUGGACGCAUGAUAUUUAUUAGUGGUGUACCACCACCUAAUGUUUCUAGGUUUUCUAUUAAUCUUCAAGCAGGAUCAGACCUGGCUCUUCAUUUUGAUGUACGUGUCAACUAUGGAAACACCCACAACCAAGUCAUACGAACUCAUCGUCAGUAUGGAAAUUUUGGACCCGAGGAAAGACAGCAACCUUUCUUCCCAUUCAUACCAAAUGUUAACUUUGAUAUGAUUAUCUUGGUCGAACCACACUGCUAUAAGAUUGCAGUCAACAACCAGCAUUUCGUAGAAUUUAACCAUAGAAUUCCAGUUAAUUCUGUUACUUCACUUAAUAUUGAUGGUGACCUGAGACUGACUCAAGUCCGUUUCCAGUAAUUUAUCGUCUUAUUUCAACUCUCUAUAAAGUUUAAUUUCAUUGAUUAUAAACUGAUUUUCCUUGUAUAUCUUCUUUUUUAACCCGCAGUCUUUGUUUUAUAAGUUUAUAUUUGUUAUACAAUAUGUUAUUGUUAUAAAUAUAGAAUUUAAUCAAACCAUUAUUUACCGUACAUAGUGCUAGAAAAUAAAGUAUAUAAGAAUAUAUAGACAGCUACCGGUACAUGUUUUUGAUAUAAGUAAAAUAGUUUUAUCUAAUACCAAAAAUGUUCAUUGAUUUCCAAUGCUACAUAGUUGACUGUGUAAUGUUAGGCUAAGAAUACUGUUGGUAUUAAAAUUGGGAUGCGAAACUUUUCUUAUCCAAAAACAUCUCAGCAAUGGUUUUGUUCCAUCUGUGAAAUAUUGUUUGCAAACUCACCUUGUGUGUAUACACAGGUUUAAUUGCAUUUAAGGGGGUCAUUUUGGAAGAUUAGAUAAAGAGCUGGCAGUUCUCACUACAAUAGUUAAAAACUGGAUAAUGUAAAGGGAAUAUGCUGAACAUUCAAUAAACAGACAGGUUUAUGGAUAUCAUUCACUAGGUUUAUUAACUGCAACGUUUCAGUGAGGAUACUCUCACCGUUAUAGUGAUUUAAUUUUAGGCCUAGCCUCAAUCAUCGUUACUAAAGUCAGUACAAUAAAAAAACAAAAUCUUGAUUAUCCAUUUUUGCAUUUAAUCAUCAAAGAGCGUUGAACAGCAGAUCGGAUUCAAAUCCAAUGAAAAUUGGACAAAUAAGAUGGCAUCCAGAGUUGAUUAUGGUCUUUUCAUGUUAAUAAAUGUCUAAUUAAUAGUUUUUAUAACAUUUCAGGCCUGAAGUAAGACCUGCAAUAGGCAGAUUUAGCUCUUGCAUAAUGUAUGUUUAAUAAGGUUCUUUAGUUUCAAUAAAGUAGUUAAAUGAUUUUAGCACUGUAUGUGUUUAUUCCUUAGUAAAUUUGUUUGUAUGUUCUGUAGAGUAUUUGUUAACAGAAAUGUUAGAACUGUAGUCAGGGGUGUAAAUGUGGGAGGUGGUGUGAGAAAAAUAGUCGAUCUCAAAAUAAGUCAAUCAGUUUCAAAAUUAUUCAUUGGCAACUAAAUGAAUUAAUUAGGUAAACAAACAAUGCAAAGGGAAAAAUCCCAAAUACUCCAUAUUUAUAUAUAUGAAUAUAUCUGUGUUUUUGAUUGCUUUGAUUGGAUAUCACAAUACGCACCAGUUUUUCAAAGCUCAAAUUAUUAAUAACUGUUAUGCGUUCAGUAAUGAAACAGUAACUCCUCAAUGAACUAUUGACUUAUAUCUUUGCUAAUUUGUGUAUAUUCACCACAACAAUAUAUCAAAGAUAUAGGUCCAUGUAAAUGAUGAUAUGAUCACUUUCAUAUGUUGACACAGAUUCACAGUACUUUGUAUGUUCUGGCAAAAUUCUUAAUAAAUAACAUAAAUAGUACUCAAUUUUGUUCAUGUUAGAAGUGUUUUCUGACCAUCAGAAUUCUGCAAAAUCCAGGAAAUGGCAUUUCAGGGACUCUAGAUUUUAAAAAUUUCUCACCGGGAGCAUGGCCCUGGCCCCCUGCUCCCAUAAAGCUCUGUUCGUGGCUGCAUCACUUGUAUUAGGGACCUGUGCAUCAGUCAGUCUCAUUUUUGCUACCCCCCCUCCCCAAACAAAAUUGAUAUGUACUCCCCUGACUAGUAAUUGUUAAUAUUGACACUGGAAUUUCAAUUUUGUUCAUUGUUUAGUGCUCAAAUUAAUGUUUUUGUAAUAUUUUGAACUUUGAUUUAAUCAAAUAAAUAUACUAUUAACAUACCGGUAAUUUAAUUUAAUAACUGAUCAUGCUCAGAUGACAUUAUUUAAGCAAUUCAUAAUCUCAAAUACAUAUAGAUGUUUAGAAAAUGUAAAUAAAAAACAAAAUAAUAUCUUCAAGCAUAGGAAAACUUAAGACAAUAUUUCUGCUCAUAUAUAAUAUUGACAAUAAAUAAUGAUAUAUUUAUACAGAUGUACUGGAGUUUGUAUGUUAUAUCUUCUCAAAGAAUUUGUGGCAGGGUGAUGGUUUAGGAAUGUAACUUGUGCCUUUAAGAGCAAAUUAUGCUAGUUAAGGGGAAAAUAUUGAAACAUGAAUUCCCCAUAGCUUGUGAUUUUAGAAUGGGAUUUAAAGAUUACAUGUAUGUCCCUCAUGUCUUUAUUUUGCAUUCAGUAUCCUCAAAUGUUUAUUAAAUUUAGUUUUGUAAUUUAACAUGACAAUGUUAAGCUUUAUGAUUUAGAGGGAGAAUAGAGGGAUAGAUGUUAAAUAUGUAUAAAAUGUCUGCAGUACUGCUAGUCAUAUAUCUUCCUGCAAAAUUCAUCAUAUCUACAAUUAUAUGCUUUGACCAAUUAUGUUUUGUCUAGUAGCAAACACCACAGAUUUCGCCUUAAAGGCCUUACCCCAAGGAA